AAACAAUGAGUUCUACAACACAGCCAGAUGGAGUUUCGGGACGUGACCAGCUCUUGGCUCAGCAAAGAAUGCACAGUAUGAUCAGCUCAGUGGAUGUGAAGUCAGAAGUUCCCGUGGGAUUAGAACCUAUCACACCAUUAGACUUGCGAACGGAUCUCAGGAUGAUGGUUCCCAUGGUGGACCCAAUGAUACGUGAGAAGCAGCUGCAGCAGGAGUUACUCCUGAUUCAGCAACAGCAGCAAAUUCAGAAACAGCUUCUGAUAGCAGAAUUUCAGAAACAGCAUGAGAACCUGACACGACAGCACCAAGCUCAAAUCCAGGAGCACAUAAAGUUACAACAGGAACUCAUAGCCAUUAAGCAACAACAAGAACUCCUUGAAAAAGAGCAGAAACUGGAGCAACAAAGGCAAGAACAGGAACUGGAGAGGCAUCGCAGAGAGCAGCUUCCUUCAAUCAGAAGCAAAGAAAGAAGCCGAGAAAGAGCGGUGGCCAGUACAGAGGUGAAACAGAAGCUUCAAGAGUUCCUAUUAAGUAAAUCAGCAACAAAAGACUCUCCAGCCAAUGGGAAGAAUCAUUCCAUUAGCCGGCACCCCAAGCUCUGGUACACGGCUGCCCACCAUACCUCACUGGAUCAAAGUUCUCCACCCCUUAGUGGGACAUCUCCUUCCUACAAAUACACAUUACCAGGAGCACAAGAUGCUAAGGAUGAUUUCCCACUCCGGAAAACUGCCUCAGAGCCCAACUUGAAAGUUCGGUCCAGGUUAAAGCAAAAGGUAACAGAAAGAAGAAGCAGUCCUUUACUCAGAAGGAAGGAUGGAACAGUUGUCUGCUCAUUCAAGAAAAGACUGUUUGAGGUGACAGAAUCAUCCGUCAGUAGCAGUUCCCCAGGAUCAGGUCCCAGUUCACCAAGCAAUGGUCCUACUGGAAAUGCAGAGAAUGAAGCUUCCAUAAUGCCAUCCAAUUCCCAAGCUGAGCAUUUAGCUUCACAACAACACAUUCUCAUGAAUGAAGAAUCCAUGAACCUUUUGAGUCUCUACACAUCCCCGUCAUUGCCCAACAUAACUUUGGGACUUCCAGCAGUGCAAACACAGCUCAGUGUGUCAUCACCGUACAAAGAAAAACAAAAGUGUGAGGCCCAGCCAAUCAGACAAGGAGUGGUGCUGCCUGGACAGUACAGGGGAAACAUUUCGUCACCUUCGGCUCCUCAGCCCAUUGUCUUAGAGGGAAAGCCAAACAGCAGCCACCAGGCUCUUCUCCAGCACUUAUUACUGAAGGAACAAAUGAGGCAGCAGAAACUCCUGACUACAGGUGCAGUGCCUCUCCAUCCACAGUCACCACUGGCAACCAAGGAAAGGGUCUCGCCCAGCCUAAGAGUUGCACCUAAGUUACCUCGACACAGGCCACUAAAUCGAACCCAGUCAGCACCGCUGCCUCAGAGCACCUUGGCUCAGCUCGUAAUUCAACAACAGCAUCAGCAGUUUCUGGAGAAGCAGAAACAGUAUCAGCAGCAGAUCCACAUGAACAAAAUGCUUUCUAAAUCUAUUGAACAGCUAAAGCAACCUGGAGGUCUGGAAGAAGCUGAAGAAGAACUUCAUGGAGAUCAUUCAAUGCAGGAAGAGAGGGCUCCCUCUGUUGGUAGCAGCAUUAGAGAUGACAGCAGUAGUGUUCCUUUGGACAGCGGACUGGGGCAGCCAUUGGGGGCUGUGAAGGUGAAAGAGGAACCACAAGACAAUGAUGAUGAUAUUCAGACUCAGCACAUGGAAUCUGGGGAGAAAGCUGCUUUUGUGCAACAGGUAAUAGGCAAAGAUUUAGCUCCAGGCUUUGUAAUUAAAGUGAUUAUCUGAGUACUAUUCUAAUAAGCAUUUUUAAAUCCUUGAUAAACAAUUUUUAUUUCCAUCUGCAGAGUUCAGUGGAAUUGCGUGAUUUUAGCAUUCAGCAAAUCUAACAACAGCAGAUGUGUUCACACCUUAAGCAUAGUGAGAAAGUGCUUGUUAAAUUGAGGAACCCUCGUUGCUGUGUAAGCCUUUGGGUUAUUAAUAGAAUUCGUAUUAGCACUAAUGAAUUCUGCCACACUAGUUCUAGUGAGAUGGAACUCAAUGUUAUAUCAACUUUUUGUGGAGAUCAGCUAUUGUGGAUCAGACCUAAGAAUUGCUCUCACUCUCUCCAUUUCUAAACUUUUGACAUCUUUCUAUGUACACUCCCAUCCAUUUGUAUAUAAUAUACUAUACUGUAGUCCUACACACUGUUAUGAAGAAGGGGAUUCACCCCCAAUCUUGUUAGACAGGUACUGUCAGUGCCCCAAAUAUCAGUGGUCAGAAAGUUGAAUAUUGAAUAUAGCUUGAAGGAAAUAAGGUGGAGGGUAGAUGAAAUUAGACUUGGAGUGCACUUUUUUAAAAUGUUGUUGAUUUUCGUCCCUUCUGUAUUCAUUAAUUAUUUGCCCCAUCUUCUUUCAUCACUAUCAGUAUCAAUUUCAUUAAAGCGUAUUGGUGCAACAUUGUACGCCAGCCACAUGCAUGAUAUAGCUAUAGUUGUAUUGGGAUGGUGGCGGCAAGAAACCAAAUUAAAAACAUGGGUUUGGUCUUUUCUCAUCAGUUUAUUUGUUCAAUAAAAACUCAAUGACACAAUAGCACACCAUCUAGUACACAGAUUUACAUGGUUGUGCUAAUAACAGUGACGGAGACACAUUUAUGAAUGUUUCUAGCAUCUGUAUUGGGGCCAAGAUUUUCCAGUAUGCCCCUCUUUUAUUUGAAAGGGCAACAAGCCAUUCAUUCCAGAGUACCUGCAUCAGAGCCACUGAGACUAUUUUGGAAUAUUGGUAGCCUUGGUAUACUUGGCUUAUCCAGAAUCUGGCUGCUGAAAUGUGGAUCACAUGAUGGUACAGAAUGGCCAAUGCAACUGCUCUGUGUGCUGAGGACAGGAGAAUGUUUAGGCCUGAUUUCUCUGGGGAGGUUGCCCAAGACUGAAAAAUGGAGACCAGGUUGGCAAAUAAUUUUCAAUAAGAUUUAAAUAUUUAAUAGCACAUGCAUGGAGUUGUAUGUAGCUGUGCCUCCAGAAGGAUCAUAUUUCCUUCAAAUACCCUAAAAUCAGAACAGAUGGGUAUGCAGUAGAAGCUGCCGUUUACUUAAGUCAUUGCUGUGUCAGGUCCCUGCUGUUCUCCUGAAGAAAAGUAAUUGUGUGAAGGUGGACAGGAAAUGCCUUAUGGAAACAGGAAGUCCAAGUGAUUCAUGCACAUGGAAUGUAAAAGGGGGGCAAAGGGAAAAAGAGGAUAGUGUUUUAUUCUCUGUUUUCUGAAGGCUACUCUGUGAAUUGAUUUAUUGUCAGAGAAAAUAACAAAGCAAGGAGAGAAAUUGUUAAGGAAGCUUUCCACUGAAACAUUUCCUUUAUAUUCCCUUUUGAUAUGUUUACUUUCUUGUAGAGGUUUACUUUUGUUAAGCAAAAGAUUAAUUGUACUAAGACCCUUUUAAUAUGGCUAAUCCAAAACUGACCUGAAAUCCUUGUAAUUUUUUUCUUUUUUCCUAUCACAAUAUUUAUAUUUCUAAGGUAUUUUAAGGUGCAGUAUCCUUUUCAAAAGGGAGAGCUGUUUUGCCAAAUGGAAAAGUUCUAAUAUAAGCAUGUGGUGUUUACAUUUUUAUCUUAUUCUCUAGAAUCCCUUAUAAAAUGUUGAAGUUUCUGAAGAUACAUUAUCCUUCCUCUUGAAAAACUACUUGGAAAAAAAAACAGUUGCUUGUACCAGCAAAUCAAGUUUGCUCCAUACUUGACCAGUUCCCUACAUAUAUAUCCCUUCAUUGUAGAAUGACUUGCAUACACUUCAUCUGUAUACAUGUGAUAAAAACUCUGGCCCAUUGCACUUUUCCAUCAUGUACACCAGGAUGGGCAAGUUGUGGCCUCCAGAUGCUUUAGUCUUUAACUCCUAUCAGUGUGACCACUGACAAGGACUGAUAGAAGUUGUAGACUAAAACAACCGGAGGGCCUUAAGUUGCCCAUCCCUCAUGUAUAGACCCAUCACAUAUACACAAAAUAAACACAUGUCUAUUCAUGUGUGAUGAUGUCCAUGUUUCUUUCUUGCACAGAGAAAGAAAUUGUGAUAUGUGAAGCAUUCAAAAUGUCUAGUGUAUCAGAAUGGCUUGACACUGUUCACCCGCAUUUGGGGAAAUGGGGAAAAGUUCUCAGCAUUUUCCCUCAGCUGGUAUUUCACCUGGGUUCUUAACAGUCUGCACCACUGGUUUUCCACAAUUCCUGUGAGUCUAGAGAACAGUGCUGACAUUUCAUAGUUCUAGGUCAUGCUCUGUUGACAAACCAGAAGCAGAAAGCCAGCAUUCAAACACACUCCAAAGUACCGAUACUUAGGAACAGAAUGCAGUGUUUAACAGAGGCCACCUAAAAUAUUCAGCUUUAUUAGAUGUGUAAAAGCUGACUGUGAGGUUUUAGAGCUUUAAUGCCACUGUUGAGGUUAUUGUUGCUUGAAGAAAAGUAGAGGAACUGAUAUUUAGAGCCAUAAAGCAGAUAUAGCAGGGAAGUAGGCUUACAUCUUGCAUAUCCCUACUGCCCCGUAUAUUCUAAUUUUAGCACACUCAAAAAGGGAUAGUGCAUCUUUUUAAAAUGCAUUUUAUUUGGGCAGGAAUCUGAAUACAAAUGAACUUUUGUACAUUAAUGUUUCAAAAACAUGUGUAACUAUAAAGAUAUUUUUGUAACACAGUUGAGCAGAGUUACCCCAGUAUAGUAGACUUUCAGGCCACUCAAAUCUUUAAGAGAAAAGUUACCUGGAACCAGUGAAAAAGAAAAACUGGGUUUAAGCAACCAUAUUUCUAAUUGCUGUCACAUUUUAAAUCUACUGUAUUUAUUAUAAUUUACACUUUUGGUGAUCUCUUGUUUUGUGUUGUAAAUAUAUUCUGUUUGUAUGUUCCCUAUUUUGCCUCCUGAUACAAGUCUAUAUAU
This is a messenger RNA of Varanus komodoensis (Komodo dragon), 4935 nucleotides long. RefSeq names its product histone deacetylase 9-like. The record is from RefSeq and is a predicted model, not a curated record. Lineage: Eukaryota; Metazoa; Chordata; Lepidosauria; Squamata; Varanidae. The transcript has 12 exons. Gene Ontology annotation, biological process: chromatin organization. Gene Ontology annotation, cellular component: histone deacetylase complex. Gene Ontology annotation, molecular function: histone deacetylase activity. Bases 6 to 1844 code for a protein of 612 amino acids.